AUGGACUUGUCUGAUGCCUUUUUUGAAACUAUUCCUAUUUGGGUCAAUUUUUUGGGGCUUCCUCUGGAAUAUUGGCAUGAAGAUAUUUUCAAGGGAAUUGCUAGAGUGUUUGGGGAACUCCUAUCCAUUGAUCAAAUGACGACAACUAGGAAAAGAAUGGUCUAUGCCAAGAUUUGUGUGGGGGUGUCUAGAUCUAAGGACCUCCCUUCGCUAGUUGAACGGGUGUCGAAGUUGGGAAUGUUAGUUCAAACCAUUGAGUUUGAAUUGUUACCUUUCGUUUGUUUCUUAUGCAAAAAGGCAGGCCACUGGGCAAAGAAAUGCCCUCAAAAUACUAAGAAAGAUUCCAACAUAGGACCUAUUGUAUGGAAACCCAAACAUGUGGACACAAAAGAUCAGAACAAGAAGGAAGAUAUUGUACACCAGAAAGGGCCUGAUGGGAGUCACAAAAUUAAUAAGGAAAAUAAUGUUCGACCAAGCCAGAACAAUGAAGUGAAAGAAAUGGAUUAG
Messenger RNA from Cryptomeria japonica (Japanese cedar), 507 nucleotides. RefSeq lists its product as uncharacterized. The record is from RefSeq and is a predicted model, not a curated record. Gene Ontology annotation, molecular function: zinc ion binding; nucleic acid binding. NCBI's taxonomy places the organism in Eukaryota, Viridiplantae, Streptophyta, Pinopsida, Cupressales, Cupressaceae. The transcript has a single exon. The coding region runs from base 1 to 507 and encodes 168 amino acids.